AUGACAUACGUACUUACGUGGAGUGGAAUGACAACAUCCGAGGAUAGCUUUUCAAUAUUGACUUUUUCUUAUCAGCAUGUGUUGAUAAAUCCCUAAUCUCAAAGAUCAUGAUAAACUUAGCAACUAUAUUCUGCAGAGGAAUUUUCAUCAUUUCAGUUGUUGAAAUCAACGCCUGUGGGCGGGAUAACUGUAAGAUCUACCCCUCAAAGUGUACAAAUAGAUGUACAACAACAGCGAUACCAAGGACUAGACCUCGGCUUGACACCUCGAAAAACACAGUAACCACUAUCCCACUGCUCUAUACCAAUCCUGUAACAUCAAAAACACCAUCCCCGACAGCUAGAUACCCCAACACAACGGCCAUCCCAUCCUCUACUGAACAGAAGAAAGAAACGUGUCGAUUAGGAUGCAUCGCAACUCUGACUGUUAUAUCCGUAGGAUGUAUUGUCGCAAGUAUCACCGGAACCGUGGUUUGUUGCAUCGUAAGAGCGCCAAAAGCUGCAUCUGCAAACGAACCACCAGUUGUUUCUUACAUUGAUCAUGUCGGUUACGAUAGUUUACAAGCAAGGUAUUUUGAAAUGGAUGGGACCUAUACAAGUCUAAGGUAUGAUGAAGACGCCAUACUACAAACGAUAACCGGAAACAACGAUAUGCCGACAUACUGCACAAUAAUUGAAUGACAAAUUUUGAAUGUAGACAUCUAAGGUCAAACCAGGAGAGGCCAUACCAAGACCUUCAGUCCACUUUUAUGAAUAUCAACAUUGUUAUUGGUGGCAUAUUCCGGAUUACUUCACUUACAUGGGACAUCGGUAGUAACACACCACUGCCGUAUUGCGUGAAGAUAUCUUUUCUGAUUUGAACAUAUUUUAUUGUACAUACAUGAUAUACAAAAGGAUCAGAAACAAGUUCAAAUAACUUACGAGUUCUUCUCCUUAUCUUUUCUACGAACUAUUGACGGGAUCUGAUGUGUUCCUGAAUUUGGAUGGUCCUAAGACAAUGCUCAUUUACCUGAUCAAGAUAUUGGGCUCACGGCGGGUGUGACCGAUCUACAGUGGAUGUUUACACCUUCUAGGCACCUGAUCUCACCUCUGGUUUGUCCAGGGGUCCGUGUUUGCCCAACUAUCUAUUUUGUAUUGCUUGUGGGAUUUAUGAAAUUGAUUACUGUUCGUUAUCUUCACCCUUCAUUUUACAUUAGCGGACACUGUACAUUUAUAUUAGAUAUUCAAAGACGCAUUGUAUUUUGAUGAAAGAAAAUGUUUUCCAUUUAAGUAGCAUUACAUUGUGGACUGCUUUACAUAAUGGUUCUGCAUGUGUAUUGAAAACAUCUAUAUACGAUCAGGUUUUGUAAGACCCAAUGAAAAUAUUGUAUCCCCUCUAAACAAUUGUUCAGAAUGCACUACGCUGGAAUUUGGCUUUCGAAUCUCAAACGUGUUGACCCUAUCAUGUAACCCAUUCCGCUUUCUGUUUUCAAAGUUGUACAGUAACAUAGCAACAUCUUAAAACAUGAAUUCUGUUCACUGACCAGUAUCGAAGACCCGCCACGGUAUCAACAGCUGGUGGGGUCCAAUUUGGAGUCAUAAAAAGUAUCAACUAUCGAGCAUUAUUUAUUGACGCUUUUGAUAUUUGGACAUAAUUCAUGCGUAUCCAAAGAUUUUACAAGUUUCGCGUUCCUGUGAUUGUUCACGGGAUCCAUAACUGUUUCGGAGCAUCCAACAUUGAUGAAAUGUUUUCACAACUACCCUAAAAUCAAAUGUUAUGACCGCUGAUAACGGGUGGGAGAAUUCAAAGUAACAUAAAUGAUUAAAUUAUCAACCAAUGCUACCAACAUUAUCACCAUAUGUAAAACUUAUACGGUACCAAUUUUGAUGCACCAGAUGCGCAUUUCGACAAAUAAUGUCUCUUCAGUGAUGCUCAACUGAAAUGUUUGAAAUCCGAAAUAACUCUGAAGUAAUAGAGCUAAAUAUAGCCAAAAAACAGCGUGCCAAAAAAGUGGUGCCAAAUUCGUCCAAGGAUAAGAGCUAUGCAUGAGGGAGAUAAUCCUUAAUUUUGAAAUGAAUUUCUAAAUUUUAUAACAGCAAUUAAAUAUACAUCCGUAUUUUCAAGCUAGUAACGAAGUACUUAGCUUCUGGGCUGUAGAGAAACCACAUGUCAGUUAAAGCUAAUAUAGGAAUUCUUUGCAAAUGUGUAAUACCCAUUAAAAUUUCCCUUGCAUAUAUAUUGAGGAUGUUCAUGUAAUCAUUUGGUUACAGUACACGACACGAGUUUUAUGCGUGUUCCACGCAACGCGGUGGAACAAAUUUGCCCCAAACACGGUGGACCUUUAAAAUUGUCGACACCUUUGAAGUCCUAUUUUUCCGCGCGAGCUAGACAUUGAAGUCCACGGAGGAUCUCUGUGGAUGCCACCGCGCAUCUCCGUGGAUGUCACCUGUACCUCCGUCGAUGCCACCGUGUACCUCCGUGUGAUAAAACAAAGAAAUAAUUUCCGAAAUGAUUCACCCCAAAAACCUUUUCGUGUAGCCAGCAUGCAUGCCCCCACCCCAUUUAUUUAGAAAUUAGCUAUAAAUCAUUCAAUUCUUGUAAUUGUUGUUUAAUGAUACGUUGGUGUUUUCGGUACAUAUCCGUAUGUAGACUUCCCUGCAGACGUUCAUACCUUUUUAUGAAACGCCCAAAUUCUCGACAUCCUGUAUAUAAACACCUGUGUUAUUCCCACCACUCGUCGGUACAUUGUUUCAUGGCACGUGCAGCACAAUUUCACCAGAUAAAAGAAGGAUCAUGAACAACGACAAUCACAUGCCAGUAAUUUCAAUUUGAUAAGUAGCAGUUCAAAGAAACGUGUACGAUAAGCAAUGGUUUAUUUUUACGUAAAAAUUUCAUUGUAAUUAGGAAUAUGUGAUUAAGGUCUGCUAUAUACUUGUACAUGUUUACAUUGCAUAUGAAUUUCAUUAUAUACUCAACUGUGAAGCAAUGUGAGCAAAGAAUCAAAUUUUUACCACCUACACAAAUAAAUAUUAAGAAUAUCUUUCCUUUUAAACAAACCUUUAGAAAACUCCGUACUUUCAUUAAGAAAAUAAUCAAAUAAAAUGUGUUUCCCUACCUAGAAUGCCCAUACUUCACAUUAAUAAUAACACGGUUUUUAUUUUUUUAUAUUUUUUUAACUUGAUAAAUACUUUAUUACACGAAUGUAUUAUUUACUAAAUGUAUAUAUAACAGCUUUUUUGUCUUUAUAUUUUUGUAUACCAUUUCAUAAUGGUGAUGAGAUCCAAUAAAUUGAAUUGAGUA
This is a messenger RNA of Ostrea edulis (European flat oyster), 3279 nucleotides long. RefSeq lists its product as uncharacterized. NCBI's taxonomy places the organism in Eukaryota, Metazoa, Mollusca, Bivalvia, Ostreida, Ostreidae. Bases 108 to 680 code for a protein of 190 amino acids. The record is from RefSeq and is a predicted model, not a curated record. The transcript is spliced from 6 exons.